AUGCAAAGUAUAAAAUAGCUAUUAAUAGAUGUGCUCGAUAUAAUUGACAAAGUAUAAUGUUUUACAUAUAAGGAUGUCGUGGAAUCUUAUUAGUAAAUGAAUAAAUUGACUACCAAAGAGAUUUGUGGAUAGUCUGAAAUAUAAUAAUAUGAAUACAUUCUGUAAAUUGUAGCGUAUUUGAAUCGAAUCAAGAUGUUGUUUGAGGAGUAACUGGAAGAACACAUCAAUAAUGAUUAUGAAUCCAUUAUACAAAAUCUUGAAGCCUCAGUACGUUCCCAUAUCAGAGUGGAACAACAGCAGAAACUCUAAAUCGAAGGUUUGAUAUAGAAGAUAGAAGAAAUUACUGCGGAGAAGGAUCUCCUAAUGUAAUAGUAACAAGAUAAAAUAAGAUCAUUGGAGUAGAUUAUUAAAGAACAAAACAAGAAGCUGCAGGAGAACUCCCCUGUGGAAAUUAUUCAUAGGAAAACUCCAUCUGCUUUUGAGCGCUUGGGCAAAUUCGUUCAAAAUAAGGUCCAAAAGAAUUUUCAUAAUUCUACUUACGAGGCGAAUUUCAAGACUUUCAUGAAGGUCUGUCAUACAGAUGCUGAUCGAUCCCUAUCAAAAGGAAGAAGACAACUUUCUGCCAAAAGAGAAUUAGGGUUGCAGAGAAUGAAUGAUGAGACUCAGCAAUUUCUCGAAUCCAAAAUUACAGAAACUGAAAGAUAAAGGGAAAAUGUGAGGCACAAACUCUAACGCUCGGAUAAAACCAACGAAUUGUAACAUUAAGCAACCAGUCCUGAAAAAUAAGUGUAAAUGAACAAGUAUAAGGGAUUGUCCAAGCAGUAGUUUGACUCCUAGAAGUAAGAGCAAACAGUCUCGAGUUAGAGUUUCGAACAGGUUGGUAAGAGUUUGAUGGCUUUGUAAAAAUAAAUAUCUAAUGGACGCCUUAAAAAUACUUAAGGAACUUAAUUACUUAAAUUCUUAUAAAAGAAAUGA
Paramecium tetraurelia is the source of this 975-nucleotide messenger RNA. RefSeq lists its product as uncharacterized. The record is from RefSeq and is a predicted model, not a curated record. The transcript has 4 exons. Lineage: Eukaryota; Ciliophora; Oligohymenophorea; Peniculida; Parameciidae.